This is a messenger RNA of Zygosaccharomyces rouxii, 1752 nucleotides long. RefSeq names its product phosphoprotein phosphatase (gene DCR2). The transcript has a single exon. Lineage: Eukaryota; Fungi; Ascomycota; Saccharomycetes; Saccharomycetales; Saccharomycetaceae. The coding region runs from base 1 to 1752 and encodes 583 amino acids. Gene Ontology annotation, cellular component: cytoplasm. The record is from RefSeq and is a predicted model, not a curated record. Gene Ontology annotation, molecular function: phosphoprotein phosphatase activity.
AUGUCGAUUAUAUCGAAACGUUAUCUGAGGUAUCUGCCCUAUAUACUACUAUUCGUUUUCAUUGAAAAAUCUAUACUAUUUGUACCCUGGCGCCAAUCGAAUUUCCCCUUCCACAAAAGGGUCGAUCACAUAAGGACACAUUCGAAUGUGAGAGAAUGGCUAAGAUCUAAUAGUUUGGAGCACAUCGAUGAGUACGAUCAUGUAGCAGUCAACGUUGGUAUUGUCCAAUGUUUCCAUCUAGGAGACUGGUGGUCACGCUGUAGCGUUAGAAACGAAUUAAGGAAGGAUGCUAUUAGUUCACGAAGAAAAGUCAUAUGGAAAGAUCUAUUGGGACCCACGAGGUUUAAAUGGGUUGGGUUCUCGGAUUACUUGUUCUACGAUACUCUAAGCGUUUACGAUCUUAGUCAGUUGGAGGAAGAAGAUAAGGGUAAGCAGGUCUUAUUGAUAUCGAUAUCCGGAGAGCCCGUCGAGGGAGAAGGGAAUUCAGAAAUAGUUGAUACAUUCUAUGUUAAUUAUGUGCCCUUGCAAAUAGAAAAUUUGGUGAAUGGCAGGCCAGUCAUCAGCGACAUUAGCGUUUUAUUUGGUGAAGAUUGCGUGGACCCUAGAAAGAAUUGGGAAUUAGAUAGAUCAUGGGUUUUCAAAAUGGGAGAAUUCCCCAGUUUUAUCACCACUCGGAGACUCAGCACGAAAUAUUUAGAAGAUUGGAGACCACGUUUAACCGUUGGGGAAGAUGGUGCUUACAAAAUUGUUCAAUUAGCAGAUUUGCAUUUUGGUGUCGGAAAGGGUGAAUGUCUCGAUGAGUUUCCUGCUCAUGACCACUGUGAAGCUGAUCCUAAGACCACUAAAUUUGUGGAAGAGGUGUUGGACAUAGAACAACCAGACAUGGUUAUAUUUACGGGUGAUCAAAUCAUGGGUAGUAGGUCUAAACAGGAUUCAGAAACGGCAUUGCUUAAGACUUUAGCACCUGUCAUAUCUAAGGGUAUUCCCUGGGCAAUGGUGUGGGGGAAUCAUGACGAUGAAGGAACUUUGAAUCGUUGGGAGUUAUCGAAAUUUGUAAAUGACUUACCCCUAUCAUUAUUUAUGGUUGGUCCUAAAGAUACAGCGGAUAAUACAUUUGGUGUCGGUAAUUAUUUCCAUCAGGUUAUGGAUUUUGAAAAUAGACAGCCGGUAUUAACUUUUUAUUUCUUAGAUUCUCACAAAUACUCUACUACUGGUAAAAUUUUCCCAGGUUACGAUUGGAUUAAAGAAGACCAAUGGGAUUAUUUUAAAAGAAUAUAUGAUGAAAAAUUGUAUCAACAUAUUAGGAAUACUCAAAAACCACAUUUAUCUAUGGCGUUUUUCCAUAUCCCCACACCUGAAUAUUUGCACGAGGCUUCGAGGGAAAGACCUGGUGAAUCUAAUCCCAUCAUUGGAAACCCCAUGGAAGGUGUUACGGCGCCUCGAUACGAUUCAAAAGCUGCGGCCGCCUUAGCACACAUGAAUGUACAAGCUGCAUCCUGCGGUCAUGAUCACUCUAAUGAUUACUGUUUAUUGGACGAUAGUAGUCCUCAAAAGAUCUGGUUCUGUUAUGGUGGUGCCGUUGGUGAAGGCGGUUACGGCGAUCACAAUGACGGGUACGAGCGUCGUGUAAGAAUCUAUCAUUUCGAAACUAAAGACGGGAAUAUUUACACUUGGAAAAGGUUGAAUAGUUCCCCUAUAAAUUAUUUUGAUUACCAGCUCAUUGCGUCCGGCGGUGUUUCAAAAACUGGAUAA